Molecule: messenger RNA, 669 nt
Organism: Dissoconium aciculare CBS 342.82
Lineage: Eukaryota; Fungi; Ascomycota; Dothideomycetes; Mycosphaerellales; Dissoconiaceae
Exons: 5
Coding region: 1-669 (222 amino acids)
Cellular component (GO): membrane; cytoplasm
Source: RefSeq, a predicted model, not a curated record
AUGGUUGAAGCUUCCGAUCCGAUUGUCCGAUCCACCCUGCAGGCGGCCGUGUUGGCCGGCAUCUCUAAUCUGGUCGCCCAGUAUCUGGCGAGCUCGCGGGAUGGAACACCCUUCCAAUUCGAUGUGACACGAUUUUUCCAAUUUAUCCUCUAUGCGUUCAUGGUGAGCCCAGGCAAUUUCGUCUGGCAACGAUGGUUAGAAACGAAGUUCCCCGCGUACGACCGCAAACUCCAUGGCGACAAAAAAGAAGAAUACAUCGACGACUACGUCACUGGCCAGAACACCAAGACCGUCAACAAAGGCGGCGAGAAGGCUCCCGCGAAGAAGAUUCCGAAUGAACUCGGUCAGCGUGAGAAGAACCAAAGUCUGAACCUGCAGAACACGUUCAUCAAAUUCGCUCUGGAUAGCACCGUCGGCACGUGUAUCAACACGGUUCUCUUCAUCGUCGGCUUCGCCCUGAUCCGCGGCUCCGAGAAGGAUUACAUCCAGGAUGAUGUGGCGGAGCAAUUUCUGCCCAUGUUCCUGGCCAAUUGCAAGGUCUGGCCUGCGGUCAACAUCAUCAGCUUCACGCUGGUCCCGCUUGAGCACCGCAUGCUGUUCAGUCAGAUGAUCAAUUUGGUCUGGGGAGUUUAUUUGAGCUUGAUUGCGGACGGUACGCAGAAGUUUUAG